Messenger RNA from Chaetura pelagica (chimney swift), 918 nucleotides. RefSeq names its product cysteinyl leukotriene receptor 2 (gene CYSLTR2). The record is from RefSeq and is a predicted model, not a curated record. Gene Ontology annotation, biological process: G protein-coupled receptor signaling pathway. Bases 1 to 918 code for a protein of 305 amino acids. The transcript has a single exon. NCBI's taxonomy places the organism in Eukaryota, Metazoa, Chordata, Aves, Apodiformes, Apodidae. Gene Ontology annotation, cellular component: plasma membrane. Gene Ontology annotation, molecular function: G protein-coupled receptor activity.
AUGACACUAAACAGCAGCUUCACCAGCAGCUCCUUCAACUGUACAAUUGAUGGCUUCAAGCAAGUCAUUUAUCCCAUCAUGUAUCUCUCUAUCUUCUUCCUGGGUACUGUUGGAAAUGGCCUCUCCAUUUAUGUUUUCUUUCAGCCUUUGAAGAGGAAGACGUCAGUGAACAUUUACUUGCAGAACUUGGCUGUUUCAGAUCUCUUGUUUGUGAUCACUUUGCCCUUUCGAGCAACAUAUUUCCUGUUGGGAUCACACUGGAUAUUUGGUGAUAUCAUCUGCAGAAUCAUGACUUACACCUUGUACGUGAACAUGUACGGCAGCAUUUAUUUUCUCACCGUGCUCAGUGUGGUUCGUUUUAUAGCCAUUGUCUACCCAUUCAAACACUGGAAAAUAACCAACAUGAAGUAUGCCAGGAUAAUAUGCACUGCCAUAUGGGUCUUUGUGCUGGCAGCCUGCAGCCCUCUGUUAGGCAAGGAAAUGGCUGGUUACAGAAAUCCAGCCAAGUGCUUGGACCUCCACCCCUCUAGCACGUUCAGGGUCCUCCUGAUGAACAGCUUUGCCCUCAUCAUGGGCUUCAUUCUGCCAUUUUGCACAAUUAUUGUCUGCUACAUCUUUGCAAUCAAAACAUUGCUUAAGUCCAUGACUCUACAGCGCAAGAAGCCAGUUUGUCACAAGAAGGCACUGUCAACCAUCAUCAUCACCCUCAUCCUCUUCCUUAUCUGCUUCCUGCCGUAUCACGUACUGCGAACUGCCCACCUGAUGUACAGCAGCUGCAGCCAGGCCAACCUGCCCAUGCACAAAGCACUUGUGGUCAGUCUCUGCCUUGCUGCCAUGAACAGCUGCCUUGAUCCCAUCCUUUAUUACUUCGCUGCUGAAGAUUUCAAAGUGAAAAUCAAAAGUUUGUACCACAGAUAG